GCCAGGUGGGCGGGUCCAGGGUGUGGGCGUGGCUAGGGGGCUCCAGCGCCGCGGAACCCGAAGGUCUUGGCGCUGCGCGAGUGGGUUAGAGACUGAGUAACGAGACCGAGAAUCAACAUGGCAAAGAUGUUUAGGCGAAGCUGCCGGGUCCUGAGAAGUCUUUCUUGUUUUGACUGGAGAUUACAACAUACAAAAGCUGCUCUACAACGUGAACCAGGAUUGGGAUUUAGUUUUGAGUUCACUGCACAGCAAAAAGAAUUUCAAGCUACUGCUCGUAAAUUUGCCAGGGAGGAAAUAAUCCCAGUGUCUGCAGAAUAUGAUAAAACUGGCGAGUACCCUGUGCCCCUUAUUAAAAGAGCCUGGGAGCUUGGUUUAAUGAAUACACACAUUCCAGAGAGGUGUGGAGGUCUUGGACUUGGAACUUUUGACUCCUGUUUAAUUACUGAAGAAUUGGCUUAUGGAUGUACAGGGGUUCAGACUGCUAUUGAAGCAAAUUCUUUGGGGCAAAUGCCUGUUAUUAUUGCUGGAAAUGAUGAACAGCAAAAGAAGUAUUUGGGGAGGCUGACUGAGGAGCCACUGAUGUGUGCCUACUGUGUAACAGAACCUGGAGCAGGCUCCGAUGUAGCUGGUAUAAAGACCAAAGCAGAAAAGAAAGGAGAUGAAUAUAUUAUUAAUGGUCAGAAGAUGUGGAUAACCAAUGGAGGAAAAGCUAAUUGGUAUUUUUUAUUGGCUCGUUCUGACCUGGAUCCUAAGGCUCCUGCUAGUAAAGCCUUUACUGGAUUUAUUGUGGAAGCAGACACCCCAGGAAUACAGAUUGGAAGAAAGGAAUUAAAUAUGGGCCAGAGAUGUUCAGAUACAAGAGGAAUUGUCUUUGAAGAUGUAAAAGUGCCUAAAGAAAACGUUUUAAUUGGUGAGGGAGCUGGUUUCAAAAUUGCAAUGGGAGCUUUUGAUAAAACCAGACCUCCAGUAGCAGCUGGUGCUGUGGGACUAGCACAAAGAGCUUUGGAUGAAGCUACCAAGUAUGCCCUGGAGAGAAAAACUUUUGGAAAGCUCCUUGUAGAGCACCAAGGAAUAUCAUUUUUGCUGGCUGAAAUGGCAAUGAAAGUUGAACUAGCUAGAAUGAGUUACCAGAGAGCAGCCUGGGAGGUUGAUUCUGGUCGCCGAAAUACCUAUUAUGCCUCUAUUGCAAAGGCAUUUGCUGGAGAUAUCGCAAAUCAAUUAGCUACUGAUGCCGUGCAGAUUUUUGGAGGCAAUGGAUUUAAUACAGAAUAUCCUGUAGAAAAACUAAUGAGGGAUGCCAAGAUCUAUCAGAUUUAUGAAGGUACAGCACAAAUUCAAAGGCUUAUUAUAGCCCGUGAACACAUAGCCAGGUAUAAAAAUUAACGAGUUUACUAUACAAACAUGAUUAAUUGUUGAAUUAGAACACAAUCUACUAUUGAAUCUCCAGAAAAGAGAAAAAGGGCUUUAAGAUGUUUUUCAGUGACAUUUUAAAAUCAGUACUUUUACACUAACCCUCUGAAACUUAUAGUAGUUUUCUGCUUUUGUUUGACUUUAUGACUCACUUUUUUCAGGUUUCAUUUAAAAAGUAUUCAGAAUGUUCCAAAAUUUAUAUUGAGAAAAUAUUGUGGGAUUUGGAUGCCAUCAAAUAACAUGCCAGUGACUUUGUUGACUUAAUAGUAUUAUAUUAGAAGAGUUCAUUUAACUACAAAUUGGAAAUCAUUUGUUUUCAGUUUUAUACAAAUAUUAUCAAAAAUUUGAUGUUGGUAUUCUCCCAUUAUACGAUAACCAGAAGUUACAUGAAAAUCUUGUUUAAUUCUGAACCCACAUUUCACUUGCCUUACAUAAAGCAAAUAAGUAAAAUUUGCCUUAAAUUAUUUUAUAUGACUAAUUGGUCUCUGGGUAGACUUUGGUCUAUUGUGCACAGUCUCAUUUUAUGUGCAUACAUUAUGAAAAGAAACUAAAAUAAAAUUGUUCAAUGCUUA
This is a messenger RNA of Manis pentadactyla (Chinese pangolin), 1982 nucleotides long. RefSeq names its product acyl-CoA dehydrogenase medium chain (gene ACADM). The coding region runs from base 118 to 1383 and encodes 421 amino acids. Gene Ontology annotation, molecular function: flavin adenine dinucleotide binding; medium-chain fatty acyl-CoA dehydrogenase activity. The transcript is spliced from 12 exons. Gene Ontology annotation, biological process: medium-chain fatty acid catabolic process; fatty acid beta-oxidation. NCBI's taxonomy places the organism in Eukaryota, Metazoa, Chordata, Mammalia, Pholidota, Manidae. Gene Ontology annotation, cellular component: mitochondrion. The record is from RefSeq and is a predicted model, not a curated record.